Messenger RNA from Drosophila ananassae, 2431 nucleotides. Its product is annotated as serine proteinase stubble. Bases 375 to 2039 code for a protein of 554 amino acids. Lineage: Eukaryota; Metazoa; Arthropoda; Insecta; Diptera; Drosophilidae. The transcript has 6 exons. Gene Ontology annotation, molecular function: serine-type endopeptidase activity. Gene Ontology annotation, biological process: proteolysis. The record is from RefSeq and is a predicted model, not a curated record.
UUAUUAAGUGUUUCGACGCGCCAGCAAACUGUUCGCGAACUUCGCCGCCGCCUGCACCGCAAAAGCCCAAACCAAAUAAAAAAACAGGGCGCCAAGUCCUAAAAAUAAAAUAAAGAAAUUGCCAAACCACCGGCAGGUGGAGAAAAUUGUGAACUUAAUUCAAUUUACUCGGGCAACACAACUCCGAGUAUUCGGUGGUUCGGGCUAUGCAAACGAGACGAGCGAUUAUUCAAUCAAAAACUCGCGCUGCUACGUGAAUUAAGUGAAACACAAUUGCAGAAAUCAGUGACAGCCGCAGUCGCAGCCGCAACCAACAAACAAAACAAAAAAAAUACAAAAAUAAAGUGUAAACAUAACAACGAAAGUAUUGCAAAAUGCGCCUGGCAGUUGCAGGCUCGAUGCUGCCACAGCAACUGGUGAUGUUGCUGCUGCUGCCACUUGCGGCAAUAGUUGCUGGCCAUAGCAAUUACAAUUCGGUUUACAACGAAGUGAUUACCCCGGAGCUCAAGCAGGCGAUUGAUAAGGAGCUGCCCAAGCAGGCCAAGUUCUUCGAUGAGCUGGAUUUGAUACCGCAAUCGUGCCGCUUUCGUGGUCACAAAUUCGAGUGCGGCCUGUCCAUUUCAUGUGUCUUGGGCGGCGGCAAGCCCCUGGAUCUUUGCUCCGGCGGCAUGAUCUGGUCGUGUUGCGUGGACAAAGAUCUGGAUGCCGAAGAGAGUCCACACGCUGCUCCAGUCAACAACACGAGUGACAUAAUACACUUGCAUGACAUAUACCCCGAUCUGUCGCCGAAUGCAAAUAAGCCGCAUCCACAGCAGCAGCAGCACCACCUGCACCACAACGGCCUGUCAGCGGCCUCGUCCACGACCUCCUCCUCCACCCGACCAGCCUAUCCUUCCGGGAACUACUACAGCACCAAGCGCCCCACCUUGUACAGUGGCGGUAAUCCCUACAAGCCGGUUGCUGGUGGCGGGUCCAGCGGAUCUGGAUCUGGUCACAGACCGUCGUCGUCAUCCAGUCUGAACAGCUGGGAGCAUGAAACUGGAGGUCACACCAUCAACGGGAUCACCAACCACCUGGAUAGCUUCUUCGACGCAGAGGCCCCGCCGGGAGAUGUGCCACCUCCGCCCCACGAGCCCCUUCCCAAUGCCCAGGCCUUCGCGGUGGGCAAUGUAUUGGAUUUGAACGCGGGAGAAGCUGCAGAUGAAUACCAAAGCGGUGGUGGCGGCGGAGGCUACCAUGAUGCCAACUAUCGUCCAGUGCCGGGUUGCGGAGAGGUCUUCACCCGUUCUAAUCGCAUCGUGGGCGGCCACUCCACGGGAUUUGGAUCUCAUCCCUGGCAGGUGGCUCUGAUCAAGAGCGGAUUCCUGACAAGGAAACUCAGUUGCGGUGGUGCCUUGAUCUCCAAUCGAUGGGUGGUGACCGCCGCCCAUUGCGUGGCUACUACCACCAACUCCAACAUGAAAAUCCGUCUUGGGGAAUGGGAUGUCCGUGGCCAGGAGGAGCGUCUGAACCACGAGGAGUACGGAAUAGAGAGGAAAGAAGUCCAUCCCCACUACAAUCCCGCUGAUUUUAAGAACGACGUAGCCCUGAUCCGACUGGAUCGCAAUGUGGUUUACAAACAGCACAUCAUCCCCGUCUGCCUACCACCUCCGUCCACCAAACUGACGGGGAAAAUGGCCACCGUAGCGGGAUGGGGGCGGACGCGACAUGGCCAGAGCACGGUGCCCUCUGUGCUGCAGGAGGUGGACGUGGAGGUCAUAUCCAAUGAUCGCUGUCAACGAUGGUUCCGGGCGGCAGGACGCCGUGAAGCCAUUCACGAUGUCUUCCUUUGCGCAGGAUACAAGGAGGGCGGAAGGGACUCCUGCCAGGGCGACAGCGGCGGGCCGCUAACCCUGACCAUGGAUGGUCGGAAGACGCUCAUUGGUCUCGUGUCUUGGGGCAUCGGCUGCGGACGGGAGCACUUGCCCGGAGUCUACACGAAUAUACAACGCUUCGUGCCCUGGAUCAAUAAGGUCAUGGCCAAUGACAACAAUGCGUAGUCGAGCCACUGACCCAUGAACCCUAAACCGGAAGACUGCAGUCACCGCUCGAGUAGUUCUGCAGUUGUGUGCGUCCGCUGCCGAGAUGCAUCCCGUCAGCCAGGCCAUGUGAUUCCUCUACGACUCGGGGUUGCUAGUGUAUAAGACCCAAGGUCCUUGUGGCCCUGUAUUUAUUUUACCUAUAUUCAACCACUCCAAAAAGGGAUCCCAGACCCGAAUCCUGUCGCCUUCAUUCGUUUCUCAUUGCAUAACUAGGAUUUCGGUUUAAGUUUUUGAUAUUUAUUGUAUUUUGUGACGAAAGAUUCCUACAUUCGAUAGAUUCCAUUCACAAACUUAUUUAUAAUUACAAACUAUGUUUUAAUAUACUAUUAAAAUUUAAUAAAAUAUUUAAA